This is a messenger RNA of Tigriopus californicus, 2352 nucleotides long. It is a transcript of the gene Nsun2, whose product is annotated as tRNA (cytosine(34)-C(5))-methyltransferase-like. The record is from RefSeq and is a predicted model, not a curated record. The coding region runs from base 172 to 2310 and encodes 712 amino acids. Gene Ontology annotation, biological process: tRNA methylation. The transcript has 9 exons. NCBI's taxonomy places the organism in Eukaryota, Metazoa, Arthropoda, Copepoda, Harpacticoida, Harpacticidae. Gene Ontology annotation, cellular component: nucleus; cytoplasm. Gene Ontology annotation, molecular function: tRNA binding; tRNA (cytidine-N5)-methyltransferase activity.
UCUUGAUCUCUCCCUCCAAAAAAGGACAACAAAAAUUCAGCCGAACGACAGGUAGGAUGCAUUUGGUGGACUGUUAUUAUUAGUACUACACGUGGUUGAGAGAACGUACAGUCCCAGUCCAUUAGACAUUGCUCCUUCCAUUGUGAAAUUCAAAGGACUAAUCAAAGAAUCAUGGGCGGGAUUCGUCGAAACAAGCGCCGCCAAAAUCACGACAAGAAACCCCGUGAUCCGAGUGAUUGGUCCGGUCACAAAGAUGGCCGAGGUUAUAAGGAUAUUUUACGCGAGAACGCGAAGUUCGUGGACUUUUAUCGGGCUCAAAAACUGACCGACUCGGAGGAGGAGCUCCAAGAGAUGGUGCGAGCCUUUCAGCGCGAUCUACCCGCGUCAUUCCGCAUUACCGGAUUCCGAUCUCAGGCCGUGGCGGUUCGGAACAUUAUUGAGAGUCAAUUCUUUCGCGAGUUGGCCAUCUUGAAAGAGCAACAAGCCGCUGAGUCUGGAGAUUGCCCCGUGGUAGAGCCCAAAUGCUUGACCUGGUAUCCGGAUCGGAUGGCUUGGCAACUCAAUCUCAGUCGCAAAGACAUUCGUCGGGAAGAGGCCUACUUCAAACUACACAACUUCUUGAUCUCGGAAACGGAUUCUGGCAAUAUCAGUCGACAGGAAACGGUGUCCAUGAUUCCCACUUUGGUUCUGGAUGUUCAAUCUCAUCACAAAGUUUUGGAUAUGUGCGCCGCACCUGGUUCUAAAACGGCCCAGCUAAUCGAGGCUAUUCAUUCGGACGAGACCCAAAUCCCCGAAGGUCUAGUGGUGGCCAAUGAUUCGGAUAAUAGCCGUUGUUAUUUGCUAGUUCAUCAAGCCAAGCGUCUGCAGAGCUCCAACUUUAUCGUCACGAAUCAUGACGCCACGAUCUUUCCGAAAAUCCAUUUGACCCAAGCCGAUGGCAGUUCGUCCGUCAUGAAGUUUGAUCGCGUCCUUUGUGAUGCCCCGUGCUCCGGAGACGGAACCAUGCGCAAGAACGCCGACAUUUGGCCCAAAUGGAAUGGAGCGAAUAGCUGCAACCUGCACGGGAUCCAAUAUCGCGUGGCCAAACGCGGCUUAGAACUCUUGGCAGUGGGUGGGAAGAUGGUGUACUCGACUUGUUCGCUUAAUCCUGUCGAGGACGAAGCCGUGAUCGCUAGGAUUCUGUCGGAAUGCGAAGAUACGGUAGAGCUCGUAGACGUGUCGGCCGAGGUGCCCGGAUUAAAGUUCAAGCCUGGACUUUCACAAUGGGUAUUGGCCGACAAGGAAAACAAGUUCUACGCCAAAUUUGAUGAAGUACCGGAAGUGCAUCACUCUUUGAUGCGACCCAGUAUGUUUCCACCUCCCGUGGGUGAAGUCGAGAAACUUCACUUGGAACGAUGCAUGAGGAUCCUGCCCCAUCAGCAAGACACGGGUGGAUUUUUCGUAGCUUGUCUGCAAAAGAAAGCCCCGUGUCCCUGGGAGAAUAAGAAGACAUACGAGACCUCGGAGAAAAACGUAGAAAAUGGCAAGAGACCCAACGCAGACGAUGAGACCCGAACAAAUCCAAAGAAGAAGCAAUCUCGUUAUCAAGGAUUCAAGGAGGAUCCUUUUAUCUACCUGAAAAAGGAAGAUGCAGAGACAGAGUUUGAGGAAGUCAAAAACUUUUUUGAAGUGUCGGAUGUAUUGAGAAAGGAGAUGUUUCUCACAAGAUGUGCCACGAGCCGCAAGAACCUCUAUUUUACAUCCAUGCUGGUCCGGAACAUCUUGGAGUCCAACCAAGAUCGAUUGAAGGUCAUCAACACCGGGGUGAAAGCUUUUGCUAAAUGCGAAAACAAAGGAUCACCCUGCGCACUCAGAUUGGCCCAAGAGGGCUCUUUGAUGACAAUCCCAUUUAUCAAGAAACGCAUUGUGACGCCCACCAAAGCCGAUUUGGAAACCAUGCUUUUAGCCAAUGAUAUCGACCUGCCUCCGAAAAUUGCCGAUUUGAGCGAAGUGGCGCGGAAUCAAUUGAAUGCCCUGAUCACGGGCAGUAUUGCACUCAUUUACGAGGAGAAAGAAGACGGCAAAACGUCGCUACUGGUUGAACUCGUGGGUUGGAAAGGCAAGGAGACCUUGAGAGCGUAUGUGCCUAAGAAUGAACGAAUUCAUUUCCUUCGUCUUAUUGGGGGGGAUACGAGCAAAUUUGAGAAAAACAAAUUCGACAUCAAACGCGGAAUCCAACAGAACCAACAGAAGUCGGACCCGGAGGUCAAAAUUCAGGAGCCACCACAAUCGUUAGUUGAUACUGAAUCCAUUAUCCAAAAAGCCACAUGAGAGACAUAAAAAAUCUGUAAUAUAGUGCGCAGCCGCUCUAAA